UCCAAAGGUUGAAGAUUCAUUAUUUGUUCUUACAGACACCUAACCUCGAAAUAUCUCCCUCUUCUUCUCCAUGCAAUUCCAUUUCUCCUUCAAAAAAUUCCAAUUACCCAAUUUCUGAAUUACGGAAUUCAGAAGACACGCCGGAGUUACAAUGAUAAUUGAUAAAUCUCGGGUAGAAUCGGUCAUAUCAAUAUUUGUUACAGUUUAUCCCCACGAAACCUCUGCAUUGAUCUAUUCCACCUCUUCCUUUUUCUUUAUUUUGAGUGCGUAUUUCGUGGUACUUCCAUUGCGGGAUGAAGGUGCAAUUUCCUUGGGAUUAGGGAAACUUCCGGGCCUUUUCGUAGGAUCUUUGCUGCUCACAUUGGUUGCUGCCCCCGUUUCGACUCUCAUUUUCUCAUUGCCGAAUCUUUCCAAAGGGAAGGCACUUGUCUUGAUACACCGGUUUUUUAGCUUGUCUCUUGUUAUAUUCUUUGUUCUAUGGCUUUUUUCUACACCCGGAAGUUCACCUGUUAAUAUCAAGGAAAUGCUUCCAGUGAACUCCACUAUAAAAGAGGAGCUAAAGGUUGCAGUUAAUCAAAUAAUUCCAGCUAAUUCUGAUGUCUGGGAAAACCAUGGGUGGUUUUACAUUGUAGUGAGAGUUGCCAUGUUCCUCUGGGUUGCUCUGCUUAAUCUUAUCACUAUCUCCUCAACAUGGGCAAGAGUAAUUGACGUGAUGGAUAGUGAGUCAGGUUCAAGAUUGUUUGGGUUUGUUGGUGCUGGGGCCACACUGGGGCAGCUCUUUGGUUCACUGUUUGCAACAGGAAUGGCUUGGCUAGGACCAUAUCUGCUCCUUUUUGCUGCACUCUUGUUGGAAUUUGCUGCGCAGUCCUCAAAAGGAAUUAAAAAGGACAUUUCCCAGCAUCCAGAAGAACUUUCUCCCAUCAGGUCUUAUACCAAUGAACAAAGUGAACUUGCUCAGAGAGCUGCUUCUCCUAGAACUUCUUCAUCCAUGGAAAAACCUCAAAUGUGGGCUAUACUGGAGGGGUUGCAGCUUAUAUUGUCAUCAACUUAUUUAUUGCAAGUUGCGCUUUUCUUAUGGCUUAGUGCAGUAGUAUCCUCUUUCUUCUACUUCCAGAAAGUAACUGUUAUUGCCAGUACGGUUGCAAGUCCUGUUGGUAGAAGAAGAUUGUUUGCAGAAAUCAAUAGCUUUAUUGCUGUUUUUAUCCUUGGUGGACAACUUACCUUAACGGGGCGUAUACUUACUACUGCUGGAGUUACUAUAGCUAUUUGCUCUGCACCAUUUUUUGGGUUCAUAAAUCUAAUUGCUUUAGCUGCAUUGCCAUCAUGGAGUACAGUUGCCAUCAGUGAAACUCUACGGAAGGUGGUUAUGUACGUUGUUGCUAGGCCUGGAAGAGAGCUACUUUUCACUGUUGUUACAAAAGAUGAGAAGUACAAAGCAAAGGUGUGCUUAGAUGUUAUUGUUCAAAGGCUUGGAGACGCCACUGCAGCUGGGAUGUAUAAGCUGCUUUUCAGCACUUUAAACGGCAAUGUCUCCAACGUCCCUCUUUAUGCAUUGCCUGUGUGUUUCCUGUGGAUAGUGACAGCAUUUAACUUAGGACGCCGGCAAACUCAACUUGCCAAGUUCAGAACAUCUCAACGACAGGAUACUCAAUCAAGAUGAUGUUUUGUAGGUUCUUAUAGACACACGCAUAGUCGAACAAGGAGAAUUUUCGUUACUUUGUAAGAAAUCGUCUACCCCUCUUUAUGUAACUCUGAUUCUUCAUUUCUGAGAAAUAGCUUCAAUGCAAAAUAUGCAAAAUGAUUUCUUAAUUUCUACUUUUCCCCCUAUACUGGGUGAAAUUCUUCGGUAUUGCCAAAGAAUGGAUAGUUUGUCUGUGUAAUCUUAGUUCUCAAGAGUAUAGGUACCUUGUGCUUGGCCAAAUGGAGAAAAAAACAGUGCACAAGAAAAUUUGCUUCA
Molecule: messenger RNA, 1957 nt
Organism: Sesamum indicum (sesame)
Lineage: Eukaryota; Viridiplantae; Streptophyta; Magnoliopsida; Lamiales; Pedaliaceae
Source: RefSeq, a predicted model, not a curated record